Messenger RNA from Hypanus sabinus (Atlantic stingray), 4881 nucleotides. RefSeq names its product zinc finger protein 239-like. The transcript is spliced from 3 exons. The record is from RefSeq and is a predicted model, not a curated record. Lineage: Eukaryota; Metazoa; Chordata; Chondrichthyes; Myliobatiformes; Dasyatidae. The coding region runs from base 866 to 1966 and encodes 366 amino acids.
AAUUGCGCAUGCGCAAGGCUCAGCGGACAAACGGCUCUGGUGAAUCGGUUGCACGCAGAAGCAGGGCUGUGGUUUGGGGAUCCAACAGUACUGGUGUCGGUACCGCGGCGAAGGGAAAACUGUGAGUUCCGGUAAUAUGGUGGCCUCGCAAAUUCGGGACAAUCUCGGUCUUUUCCCUCUCUAUCAGCCCCACCUCCCUAUUCGGACUCCACUACGAUUUCUGCUGAUCUGUAAUGGCGGCGGCGCCAUUUCUACCGCGCGUGCGCAUUACUGGAAGCGUGACGGAUAGAUGGGUAUCCUAUUCGUGAGGAUUUCUGGGUAAAGAGGCAGUCAUGGCUGACCUUUUACCGCUUUCCGCACCAGUCCGUUUUAUAUCGUUCCGAUUUAAUCUUCAGGUGAGAAAUGGCGAAGAAUUUGUGAACAGGAAUCUCAAACUCGAGCACCUCAGGUUUGCUGCCUCCGCAGAUUUUAAGGAGUGACCAUAUAUUUCCUCUGUUACACCAAUAUAUUUAUUGUGAUCCUUGGAGAUGAAGAAUUAUCUCAUUCCAGCUGAGAAUGUGCUCUGUGACUGAGAUGAAUUUUGCUGUUGUGACUCAGUGAAAUCCACUAGAACUGACGUGCUGAGAACACUAGGUCUUCAACUGCAUUGAUUGUACAAGGGAGUCACUAUGUCAAUCAUCUGACUUAAUGAAUUGCUAGAGAAUUGACAGUAGGGAAAUAUCAUUCUCAGGAACUCACUCAAUUAUCUGACCAACUGUCUCACUGUUCAGUUCACCUUAGAGAAAGGCUGUUCAGCUCAGAAUUUGGGAAGGAAUUCAUUCAGUCAUCUGACCUACUGACACACCAAUCAAUUCACACUGGGAAAAUGCCGUUUACUUGCUCAGACUGUGGGAAGGGAUUUCCACGGUCAUGUCAACUGAAGCUACAUCAACGAGUUCACGCUAGUAAGAAACAAUUCACCUGCUCAGACUGUGGGAAGGGAUUCAAUUCAGCAUCUCAGCUGAAGGAACAUGAGCGAGUUCAUACUGGGGAGAGGCCAUUUACCUGCUCAGACUGUGGAAAGGGAUUCACUUUCUCAUCCAACUUACAUAGACAUCGGCGAGUUCACACUGGGGAGAAACCAUUCAUCUGCUCAGAUUGUGGGAAGAGAUUCACUCGCCCAUCUCACCUGCAGACACAUCGAUCAGUUCACACCGGGGAGAAACCAUUCACCUGUUCAGACUGUGGGAAAAGAUUCACUCAGUCGUCUGACUUUCUCAGACACCAGUCAGUUCAUACUGGGGAGUGGUUGUUCACCUGCUCAAAUUGUGGGAAAGGAUUCAGUCGGUUAUCUCAACUGAAAAUACAUCAGCGAGUUCACACUGGGGAGAGGCCAUUCACCUGCUCAGUCUGUGGGAAGCAAUUCACUUGGUCAUCUCACCUGUACAGACACCAGCGAGUUCACACUGGAGAGAGACCAUUCACCUGUUCCGUGUGUGGGAAAGGAUUUGCUCGAUCAUCCCACCUACAGAGACACGAGUCAACUCACAGUAUGAAGAAACCAUUCACCUGCUCAGACUGUGGAAAGGGAUUUUCUCAGUCAUCAGACCUACUGACACACCAGUCAGUUCACACGGGACAGUGGUUGUUCACUUGCUCAGAUUGUGGAAAAGGAUGCACUUCGUCAUCUCAACUGAAAGUACAUCAGCGUGUGCACACUGGGGAGAAGCCAUUCACCUGCUCAGACUGUGGGAAGGGAUUCGCUCAGUUAUCCACCCUACAGAUACACCAGCGAGCUCACACUGGGGAGAAACCAUUCACCUGCUCAGACUGUGGUAAGCGAUUCACUCAAUCAUCCAGCCUGCAGACACACUUGAGAGUUCACACUGGUGAGAGGCCGUUCUCCUGCUCUGAAUGUAAGAAGCGAUUCAGUCGGUCAUGUGACCUUACGACACACUACCGAGUUCACAGAGAGGACAAAAUUUAAAUAUGCCUCAUGCUGGAUAUUUAACCAUCAACAUUGCUGAAUCCAGAGACAAAUUCAAAAGAGACUGUUGGUGUUGAACUCAGUAAUUAUUGCUGCUGCUUAUCACACCCAGUUCUACACCCUGGCCACUGGAACUGAGAGGAGUUUCUUCUGCUGCUGUUCACCUUUAAUCCUUUAAUGGAAGUGGAAAAUAAUUUUCUGGAUCUGUGAUUAAUAAAUCAGUUCUAUUAUAAAAUUUGCCUUGGGUUCAUGCUGAAUUUACAAGUCACCCCAUGUACAGUAGGGAGUCAUCUUAGUCCAGCUAGACCCUUCCAGUGUUUCUGUUCCAUGAUAAUCCUUUUAAAUCCAUCCUGCUGUUCUCCUCUCACUCUCCCUUUGGUGAUGGGUUCCAGACAGUCUCCACUGUGGGUGAAGAAGUUUUCUGUGUGACUUUCUACAGACUGAAGAAGACAAGCUGACUGCAGUUAUGUUUCUCUCUCAGAUCUCUUGCCUAACUUUGAUAAUUACCCUUGUUGGCCAGAAGGGACUACAGUCUACAAAUUAUUGGAUUUGAAUGAAUCAAGGUCAGUGGAAGUAGACAGAAAGAGCAACAGUCUACAAAUCAGUGGAUUCAGAUGAAUCAGGAUAGUAGCAGACAAUCCAAGUGUCUUUGUUUUCCCCCAUUUUGUGAACUCUGAACUGAUACUUACUCGGGGAUAAUCUAAUCAGAGCAAUUGAAUGUGGACAUAAGGAGUUUAAAGUGAUGACCUGCUGAACCUGAGACCAUUCUCAGAUAAGUAGCAAUUUAUUAUGUAAAGUGCCAGACCUACCAAAGAAGCAAUCUGUAAUCAAGUUAAACUGAAUGUUUGGGUCAACUCGUUUAAUUGGUUUGGACCAUUCAGAGUUAAAAGGCACAAAUACACAAAGGUGGGAGGGGCAUUAACCAUGGAACAACAUUGGUUGUAGCCCUGGACUAGAGCCAGUAAGAAGGUGACCAAAGUAGGUCAGGUGACCUUGAGCCAAUGGGAUGGAAAUCCAUUCAUUCAACUGAUGAAGGAAACUAUAAGAAUCUGGAGCUCCAAAUGCAAAAUGGUGAUAACUGUCCAGCAACCAGAGACCAACCAUCACAGAUGAGGAGGACCCCACAGACACGUGGAGAUCGGGACCACAAAGAACACCUGUCCAGCGUAGACUCCUUUACUGGGUUUAAUUCAACGUGGAGAGAAUAAUGUAUCUUGUUGCAAUGGAAUUAACCCUGACUGGGGCCAUGGUCAGUCUUGCUCCAGAGCUAUUACACAAACAUAUCAAUGGUGAGGCCAUUGCUUGGAGAACAUUCAGUGAAAAAAAAAUCUACUCAAUGGAUACGGGUAAUGUGGACUAACAAAGAAGAAAUGGAGGACUCAAAUUUGUAUUGUACUGGGGAAGAUUGCUUGAAAAAACCUUGGGUAUUCCAGAAGGUAAAAAGCUACAAUUCCAAUGCAAUAAAAUUCUAGAGGUGGCAUUAUUCAGUAUCCCAGAGGGGAUAAUCAUAAGUUACUGUUUAGGUGCAAUUACUCAGUAGCCUUCAGGUAAUGAUGGCCAAAAUAAGAUUACAGUUCUGUGGGAUCACACUCAAGUGAUUAUUGAGUGUAGUAGCGAUCUAUACAAGAGGUAUGUCGACUGGGCUGGCCACUCCAAGCAUUUCUCAAAAGUUGCUUCUAUCAUUAUAAACUGUCCACAGGAGAGUAGAAUGGAGAAGGCUCUAAAGGAGAUGGGGAAGUGUUUCUGUCAGGGCCCAGGCCCUUUCCAGGUUUUAAAAAACUGAGAAAAAUCUCUACCCCACCCCUUAAGUGAUGGAAACUACACCAGAGCCUAAAUGUAGUGAUAACCAGUGUAAUACAAAUGGGAUAGGAUUAGUGCUGGAAGAUAUGGGGAAUUUGUCACUUUGGUACCAGGGUACCAGCAUGUGCAGGUAAUUUUUAAUCUCACUGAAAUAAUGGUGCUCACCUACCACCAUGAAGCAAUUUUGGAAGAUAGCUAAGCUGUAGUGAAUUUAAGUCCGUCAAAAGUAGAAGGGGUAGCAAAAGUCAUCACCCUAGACAUAGCAGAAUUAGAAAGCCAGAUACAGUCUCUCCAGCAGAAAAUACGAAAUAUUACUGGAGAAAAUUAUAAAGAUCAGCUACAAACUAAUCAGAGUCGUCGAGAUGCAUCCCAGGUAACCCUUGAUGUAGUUAAAUUUCUGAAGCCCCUUGUGAUGGACAUGGACUAUGCCUUUAAAAGAGAGAGAGAGAGAAACUGACUGCAGUACUGCUGCCUGCUUCUGGGUUGCUAUGGUGAAAGAAGUGGAGUUAUAUGAUAGACAAUUGAUGUUUACAGAUACUUUGCACCAUGUUUAUGUAAUCAAGGUCAGAUGACUCUCUCCCAGAGAGAGAUAGGUGGAACACCGGUUAAGGCGGCUGGUCAAGGAGAAGGAUUCCAGGGACAGAAAAGUCAUCGGGUGAAACUUUCGAAUGCCCACAAGGGUGGGUUGAGGAUCGAUCAGUGUCUAUCACGGUGUGUAGAAGGGCUGACCCUAUGGAGGCUGCCAGUGUGUUUACCCUUACCUGGGUGGUAGUUUUACCUCCAAGACGGUACUCUUUGUGAUCAGCUAUAUUUGGUUAACUCGUCAGUGGAUUCGGAGUCUGAUGAUGGAAGACCAAUGGCACCUGUUUAUUCGUUCUCCAAUUGUGGAUUUCACCUUGGCUUACAGAUACCUCUCUCUUCCGCCCCACCAACUCUGUGCAUUGAACCGAAUUUUCUGAAAUUACCAUCAUAAGACUUUAAAUCUUGCCACUCGAGCUUGAACAAUUUUGGGAAUUAUAUUUACACACAUGUAUAUGCAUAACACUGCUAACUUUAGAUUUACCUGGUUUAAGUUGCUAUAUUAAGUAGUUACUAAUAAAAAGUGCUUUUUAGCA